AUGCAACUUUUCGGAUGGGCCAUCCUGUGUUGUUUCUUGGCAAUCACGACAGGCAAAUAUCAAGAAGAUUCGGAUGAUGAAUUAGAUACUGCCCUUCGAGACGUGUUGCGUUCAAAGAAAAGCAAUGAAAUGUUUCUUAGUAAGAAGCGCAAUGAAGGCUUGAAACGUGCCGGAGAGGCGCCCACACGAAGUAAAGUUGACAAAUACGCCGGAUUGGAAAAGCCCGUUCGUAUCGCUUUAUUCAACGCUGGCGAUUAUUUUGCUUAUUUGAAACUGAAUUUCAUCCUCAAUAAUCUCCAAGAUGAACAAGAAAUAGCUGUACCGAUUGAAAGGGAUUUCGAACGAGAUUUACUCCUUCCUCACAAUGCUACACAUAUCCGCAUACGUGUCGACAUUGAAGGUUAUUUAAAAGAUCAACAUUUUAUUGAUCAACAAUUUCGUACACUGGAUAAUAUUACCGAAAUCUGCUAUUUACUCGCUGGCGAUCGUAACCGGCCAAUCUAUGGUCUAUGUGCUUUUCCAUUUUCACAAUAUUAUCAAUUGUGGCAAGGAUCGCGUUGA
Molecule: messenger RNA, 561 nt
Organism: Adineta ricciae
Lineage: Eukaryota; Metazoa; Rotifera; Eurotatoria; Adinetida; Adinetidae
Source: the annotation of a GenBank genome assembly